Drosophila ficusphila is the source of this 2601-nucleotide messenger RNA. It is a transcript of the gene Rs1, whose product is annotated as probable ATP-dependent RNA helicase DDX27. The record is from RefSeq and is a predicted model, not a curated record. Lineage: Eukaryota; Metazoa; Arthropoda; Insecta; Diptera; Drosophilidae. Gene Ontology annotation, molecular function: RNA helicase activity; ATP binding; nucleic acid binding. The coding region runs from base 101 to 2473 and encodes 790 amino acids. The transcript is spliced from 5 exons.
AACAGUGCCAACAGUUUCUCCCAGCACUAACUGACCGCCGCACGUGUGUUUCGAUUUGUAAACACGCGCUGGAGUUUUAAAUAGUUUUUAUCUCAAGAAAAUGGGUGCAACAAAGAACCUGGACUUAAUAGGCACCAUCGAGGAUGAUGCCGAGGUGGAAAACCUGUCGGAGGACUCCGAUGCGGAAGUGGAGUACCAACCAACAAAACUGAGACACAAGAAGGUGACCGAGUUUGAGAAAGGCUUCGAGUUCGUUUCAUCGGUGAAGGAAUACAACCAAGACACUUGGGACGAUCUUAUGAAGUAUGUAAAAAGGAAGGCGCGCACAAAGACCGACGACAAGAUCGCCGCUCGCCUGCAGAAAAAAGGUGGCGCCGAAGCUGUAGCUGCAGAGCAGAGCGAUGGAAGUGAAUUAGAUCUAUCCGAGGACGAACUGAAGCAUGACCACCUGCGGCUACGAGAAAAGAAACAAACCAAGAAUAAGAAGAAGAAGUCGGGCGAGGAGGAUGAAGAGGAGGAGGGCGAGAAGAUGCAGUUCGAUGACACUGUGGAGGCUAACGAGCAGAUUACAUCCUUCUACCAGAUGAAUCUGUCCCGUCCCCUUAUGCGUGCCAUCGGAGUCCUAGGCUACAUCUAUCCCACGCCCAUUCAGGCCUCCACGAUCCCGGUGGCUCUACUGGGUCGUGAUAUUUGUGGCUGUGCCGCCACUGGAACGGGCAAAACAGCUGCUUAUAUGUUGCCUACCCUGGAACGUUUGCUCUACCGUCCUUUAAACAACAAGGCCAUUACCAGGGUACUGGUUCUGGUGCCCACCCGUGAGUUGGGCGCCCAGGUGUAUCAGGUCACCAAGCAGUUGUGCCAGUUUACUAGCAUAGAUGUUGGCUUGGCUAUCGGAGGCUUGGAUGUGAAGGCUCAGGAGGCGGUACUGCGUCAGAAUCCCGACAUAGUAAUUGCCACUCCCGGUCGUCUUAUAGAUCACAUUAAAAACACGCCCAGUUUCACUUUGGAUUCCAUUGAGGUUCUUAUCUUGGACGAGGCUGAUCGAAUGUUGGACGAAUACUUUGCCGAACAGAUGAAGGAGAUCAUCAACUCCUGCUGCAAAACACGUCAGACCAUGUUGUUCUCCGCUACGAUGAGCGAGCAGGUCAAGGAUCUUGCUGCCGUUUCGCUGGACAAACCUGUAAAAGUGUUCGUGAACAACAACCAGCAAGUGGCCUUUAACCUGCGGCAAGAAUUUAUUCGUAUACGUGAGGAUAAGGAGGGAGAUCGGGAGCCCAUCCUGGCUAGCUUGAUUUGCCGAACUUUCCACGACCACUGCAUGGUGUUUGUCCAAACGAAGAAGCAGGCCCAUCGACUGCACAUUUUGCUUGGACUCUUGGGCGUUCGAGCUGGCGAGUUGCACGGUAAUCUUACCCAGCAGCAGCGUCUGGAGUCGCUCAAGAAGUUUAAGGAGGAGCAAAUCGAUGUACUGAUCGCCACGGAUGUGGCAGCUCGUGGUUUGGAUAUUGUGGGCGUGAAGACGGUCAUCAACUUUGUGAUGCCCAUCACCACAGAGCACUAUAUCCAUAGAGUGGGUCGAACCGCUCGUGCCGGACGUGCUGGUAUUUCUGUUUCGUUGGCCGGAGAAAAGGAGCGUAAGAUCGUUAAGGAUAUUAUCAAGAAUGCAGAGAGCACUAUCAAGAAUCGUAUUAUUCCGCCUGAGAUAAUAGAAAAGUAUCGCAACAAGCUUACGGCCCUAGAACCAGAGAUUCAGAACAUUUUGGACGAGGAGCAGGCUGAAAGGCAGCUAGCAAAGACAGAGCAACAGCUUUCCAAAACCGAACGUAAGCUGUUGGGCCAGUCCAACGAGCGACGUGAUUGGUUCCAGACGAGACAACAGCGCGAGGCUGAGAAGGAUCGUCUAGCUUUAACUGGCGACGAUGAGAAAGCAGCAGGUGGAAAGGGCAAGGGCAAGGGCAAAACGGCUGGAAAGCGCAAGCGACCGGAGUACGGAGGCGACGGCGAGGAUGGUCCACCAGUCAAGGAGCUGGAGGCAAAGCGCAACAAAAAAAAGAAGGAGGAGCCUCGGAAAAAGACGCCCGAGCAGUUGGCCAAGGAGAGAGCUAUGAAGGAGAUUGAGAAGGUGUCGCUGGUGCGAGCCAAGAUGGCCAAAUUACGCAAGCGGCCGGGAAAACUCGGUGCUGCCACCGAAGCCCACAAAGGUGGUGCCUCUGAAAACAAACCCAAGCGCCGUGGUGCACAAUCGGCGUUUACCAACGAUUUGACCGAUGUCAGUCGUGGUGGAGCCCUGCGCUUAAGAUCUGAGGCUAAUCGGCACAAGAAAAUGACAAAGAUUGCAGCCAAGAAGAAGGUCAGCAGCGUAAAGCUGACCAACAAGGCGGGAAAAAAUAAGUUCAACAAGGGCAAGAGCUUUGGAGGACCUCGUUAUGCCAAGAAGGAUAAAAAAAGAAAUAAAACUACACAACAUACAUAGUUAUAGGCAAUGUUAAAUCGUGAACUUGUAUAAUAAUGACUAAUCAUUGGGUUGUUUAAAAUUACAUUUUAUAAAUUGCUCUUCCCAGAACGGCGACCUCAAGCCUUUAAUAAAUUAAAAAAUAUAAA